This is a messenger RNA of Sinocyclocheilus rhinocerous, 1345 nucleotides long. RefSeq names its product RNA pseudouridylate synthase domain-containing protein 4. Bases 174 to 854 code for a protein of 226 amino acids. The record is from RefSeq and is a predicted model, not a curated record. NCBI's taxonomy places the organism in Eukaryota, Metazoa, Chordata, Actinopteri, Cypriniformes, Cyprinidae. Gene Ontology annotation, molecular function: RNA binding; pseudouridine synthase activity. The transcript is spliced from 5 exons. Gene Ontology annotation, biological process: pseudouridine synthesis.
UAAUUUAGUCCAUUUAAGUACAUACCUGAUAAUAUGAGUCUUACAUGAUUGCAUAAUACAGGUCUUUGGAUAUACUAACUUAUUCAUUUCCUUGUUCCAUUCUCAUAGAUGUAGAUGGCAUCAGAAACAGCAUAGUAGAAUGUCUGCCUUUGCUAGCAAAGAUAACUGAUGGCAUGCAGGCAGGAGCACAGUUGCACCUUUGUCAUAGCUUGGAAAAAGAAAAUACUGGAGCUUUGAUCCUGGCUAAAACAGAGGAAGCCGCUGAACAUGUCCAAACACUCAUCAGAUCACACAAAGUGGAAAGGAAAUACUUGGCAGUCACUGUAGGUGUGCCCGUUCCAUCCGAGGGAGUGAUUGACAUUCCCAUUAUAGAGAAGGAGGUCACGGGACCUCAGCCGCAUUUUAAGAUGGGUCUGAGCCCAUUGUUCAAAGUGAGUGAGGAGGGAGAUGGAGUGACCAGGGUAAGAGCUCAUCGACAGGCACACAGUGCAGUCACGCAGUAUCGGGUUCUGGACAGCACCAGUGGCUGCAGUUUGGUGGAACUGCAGCCUGUCACAGGUGUGAAAAACCAACUUCGCGUGCACAUGGCUCUUGCUUUGACCUGCCCCAUUCUUGGAGACCACAAAUAUGCUCACUGGAACAAACUAGCACCACAGAAGCUGCCAGAGGGCAUACUGCGACGGCUGGGCCUGGUGCAGAGUAAAACACGAUACCUCCCUCUUCACCUGCACUCCCGAAGGAUCAUCCUGCCAGGGGUCAAAGGUCACAGUGACAUCACCGUGUCCUGUCCCCUUCCUAAAUACUUCACCAACACCUUAAAGAGAUUACAGAUCCCACUACCGGGAAAAGAAUGAGAUGGAUCACAGCUAGCAACUCCAUUUGAAAAAGUAUUACAUUUGUAUUGAGAGGAGGAAGUGGGGUGGAUUUGACUUUGACUGUAGAAAAGAUCAUGUACAAAGCGGACAUUACAUUGUUGUGUAUUCUGAAUGUUUUUUUGUCCAGACUUUGUAAUAAAAGACCAUUGAAAGCGUUUUAUGAAGAAAAAUUAUAUCUCUGCUUCACCUGUGAAUUACGUAAUGACUGCAAAUUAGGGAUCCACAAUAUACAUGUACCAUAUAAUUUAUCAGCCAACAUUAGAUUUUUUAAAUAAUCAUUAUUGGUUGAUGUUGUACAUUUACUUGUGCAUACACAUUUGCCCUAUUUUUACAUUUAUAUCACCAUCUUCUAAAACAAAUUUUGAAUAUCCUGUUUUCAUACUUUUUAUUGUAAUGUUGAGAUGCCUAAAUUCACAUAUAGCAUCUAAAGCAGUGGUAAUCAACAAUAAAAGGCUCAAUGACUUUUCCAG